Molecule: messenger RNA, 2145 nt
Organism: Dioscorea cayenensis subsp. rotundata (Guinea yam)
Lineage: Eukaryota; Viridiplantae; Streptophyta; Magnoliopsida; Dioscoreales; Dioscoreaceae
Product: pentatricopeptide repeat-containing protein At3g25210, mitochondrial
Exons: 2
Coding region: 1-1365 (454 amino acids)
Molecular function (GO): protein binding
Source: RefSeq, a predicted model, not a curated record
AUGAUGAGAAGAGGGAAAGAGAAGAAGAAAGAGAACCCAAAUCGAACCGGGUUAUCGGGGUAUUACUGGUUAGAUCCGAAACCGUUUACACUAUCGGGGUUUCAUCCAUUGGAUCCAAACCCUGGUUCACUGUCGGGCAGACCUUAUCGGGUUCAGUUGGUUGGAUCCGAAUCCGAAUCCGAACCCAAUGGAAUCGUAUAUAAGAGCUCACGCUUUCUUCAAUUCAAUUCGUUUCCCAAAUGGGAAUCGUUGGGAAACGGCUUCUCUUCUUCGUCCCCAAACUCCAUCUCCUUCUCCUUCCUCGAAACCCUUAACCCUAACCCUAGAUUUCUCCUCUCCUUCUUCUCCUCCUCCUCUGCGUCCUCUGUAAACUAUGGCCCUAGAUCUCGGACGCCAUCGGAAUCCCAUUUCAAUGCCUUGGUUUCCAGUCUCCAUCCCGGCUUCACCCCCGCCGACCUCACCGAUGUUCUCAGCUCCACCGCCGACCCCGACCUCGCCCUCGAUCUCUUCCGUUGGGCUUGUAUCCGCCCUGGAUUCCGCCCCGAUGCCUCCCUCUACCACUCUCUCAUUCGCACGCUUAUCUCCUCCCGUCGCUUCUCCGCCGCUGAGUCACUCAUCUCCGAAGCUCUCUCCGGUGCCUGCACCCCUGAUCCUCCUUUAUACAACACCAUCAUCCACUUCUGCUGCUCUCGCCGUCAUCUCCUUUCUCAGGCCUUCGAUGCCUUCAAGAAGAUGCGCAAAUCCUCGAAGCCCUCCAUUGAGACCUACUCGAUGCUCCUCGGUGCCAUUGUCAAGCGCUUUGGAAAGCCUCCAGUUUCCCAUAUUCAUCUCCAUUCCGUGAAGUCCUUAGUCCGGCAGAUGAAGGCCUCUGGUAUAAUCCCUGAUACUUAUGCUCUCAAUUUGAUUAUCAAGGCUUAUUCAAAAUGCCUUGAAAUGGAUGAUGCCAUUAGGGUUUUCAAGGAGAUGGCUUUGUAUAACUGUGAACCAAAUGAGUAUAGUUAUGGGUACAUUGCCAAAGGAUUUUGUGAGAAGGGGAGGAUCAGAGAGGGAUUAGGGUUUUUCAAGGAGAUGAGGGAGAAGGGCUUUGUGCCAACUAGCAGUGUUUAUGUGUCGAUGAUUUGUAGCUUGGCAAUGGAGAGGUGGUUUGAGGAAGGAGUGGAGGUGUUGUUUGAUAUGUUGAGGAAUGGGAUGCGGCCGGAUGUGUUGAGUUAUCGGACAUUGCUGGAGGAGAUGUGUAGGGAUGGGAAGUCUGAGCAUGCAUUUGAGUUGUUGGAAGAGCUUGGUCGGAGGGAUGGAGCCAUGGAGAAGAAGGUGUAUGAUGAUUUGCUCGGCGGUUUGCAUUGGCUUUGCCAACCCCAUGAUUAGGAUUGCUUAUUAUCAGGACAGACGUGCUGAGCUACUGGCCUUUCUCAUAGAAGAUUUGCAGGGAUGAGAAUUUGGAGGCUGGCCUCAGGUGCAGGGCAGUGCGCAAGAGGUGUGCGCUGAUAGGCACGGCCAUUUGCAUUGGUUGUACCAGUCCCAUAACUGGGACUGCUGUUUAAUGUGACUUUGGGAAGCUUAUUUGAAGGAAUGGGAGAUAUCUGUAGUGUUUGGGACUGCUAGAGGAGGUUUGUUGUAGGGAGUGGCCAAGAAGAGGGCAAUUGUAUGAUUGGUUAUAUGGCUUGACAUGGUUAUGCCAGCAAGCCCCAUGAUUUGGGAGAGCUUGGUAGAAGUUUAUAUUUUGUGUGGCAUACAAUUCAUUAUCAGUUUCAAGAUUUCAGGUUCUGAGCUAAUGGGCUUUAAACUAGUUUGCUGUCUUCUGAGGAGAUUUAUUAAUGCAAAAUGUGAGCUUUGAAUAUAUUUUGGUAGUUGCUUGAACAAUAAGACAUAUAUUGCAUUGGAUACUAUAUCGUUGUGACAUGAAGUGUUGGGGAUCUUCUGCAUGCUUGGUACAUGGUUUCGGGAAUCAGUUUGUAAGAAUUACAUUUGCACAUCAGAGAGACAGGCUUGAUAUGAUCCUCAGUUUGUGGGAAACAUUUUUAUUGAGAACUCUUAGUUGGAUCAUAAAUUAUCUUGUAUACUUUUUUUGGUCAAAGUGUGAUUUAUUUUUUUUUAGCUCAAGGAUUGUAGAAUUAUUUACAUAAAGUCUUUAGCACAUUCUUACCA